Messenger RNA from Histoplasma capsulatum G186AR, 1794 nucleotides. RefSeq lists its product as uncharacterized. Lineage: Eukaryota; Fungi; Ascomycota; Eurotiomycetes; Onygenales; Ajellomycetaceae. The coding region runs from base 1 to 1794 and encodes 597 amino acids. The record is from RefSeq and is a predicted model, not a curated record. The transcript has 2 exons. Gene Ontology annotation, molecular function: acyltransferase activity, transferring groups other than amino-acyl groups.
AUGCCCGCUGUCCGGGAGGACCCAGCUGGGCCUCUGAUCUUUCGCACCUCGGGACAGCUGCCGUACCCUGAUCCAGCUAAUCCCCAGCUGCCACCCAACAUAUAUCCCCGCCAGGUGACCCUUCGAGACCGUGUCACAGUCGCGACCCUUGUUCCGUUCGCUUCCCCCGCAGAUGUGCCGGCGUCAUUGCUGGGGUACCUAUGCGAUCAGCUCAAUAAAGAGAUUGAUAUGGGAGACACUUAUCCCAUGAUUGAUCCCCUCUCCUUCGACUCCUUUGGUCCCUAUUGGUUCUCAAACUUUGGUGCUGUAAUGCUGCUUGGCGACAUCAACAGUAUUCAUGAAGUCCAAGACACGGGAAAUAUGGGGACUGAUUGGAAAAAGAUUUGCCUGGGAAGCUUUAAUAUUAAGCCCAAUUAUCCUGGGCGUAGCAGUCAUGUUUGUAAUGGGAGUUUUCUCGUCACUGAUGCGUCGCGGAAUCGGGGAGUAGGGAGGUUAAUGGGUGAAUGUUACCUAGAAUGGGCGCCUCUUUUGGGCUAUACCUACUCUGUUUUUAAUCUUGUUUACGAGACCAAUGUUGCAUCCUGCCGAAUCUGGGAUGCAUUGGGCUUUAAACGCAUUGGUAAAGUUCCAGGUUGCGGAAACCUUCGGUCACACCCAAAUCAACCCGUUGACGCCAUCAUAUAUGGACGGGAUUUGGGACCAGAAGGCGAAGAUUUUGUGUCAGAGGAGCGAUUUGAUAAGAUUCGAUAUUAUUUGAAGCAUUCAAAAUAUCCAAGUGGUGCCGACCGUGCAGAGAAGAGCCGCCUAAGGAGCGCUGCAACCCACUAUAAACUCGUCGGUGGGCAGAAUGGAGAACCGGAGAAGUUGAUGCUAAAGGAUAAAGAGGUGGUAUCAGAUCCUCAGCAACAGUAUGAGAUUGCACGCCGAAUCCAUCUCCAGCAACACGGAGGGAUCAAUAAGACCACCGCCACCAUUGCGUUGAAGUAUCACUGGGUCCGUAUCAAAGAAACAGUUAGCAUGGUCAUCAAGAACUGUCCGCAGUGCAAAGAAACUCCAAAAGUUUCCCCUGCCAACUCCAAUUCUAACUCCAAUUCCACUUCCAACGCAAACUCCAACUCCAAGUCAAUCUCCAACUCCAUUCCGAACUCCAUCCCUGACUCCAUCCCUAACUCCAUUCCCAACUCAAUAUCCCAAUCUACCUCCAACUCCAACUCGGAAAUUUCUCUACCCAGAAGAGAAAAGUCUUCCGGCUCGCGCGAGCAGACAACAUACAGCAUACCUACAAAUGACUUUGACACGCCCCAAGACCAACUCCUCACAGCGCACGAUGAAUACGAUAAAGACAACACAUUCGGUAGUACUCACCCUCAACUGAUGCACGCACCCGUCGAAGAUGCCAUGACAGCAACCUACGCCGAUAUUCCCCUAGAUCCCCAAAUAAUGGACGGCAUCCAACAACACCUCCCACCAUUCCCGGACCACAAUCACCACAACCCCCAUCACCAUCACCACCAUCACAGCACCGUCAACCCGUAUGGAGCCAGUAGCCUACACGACCCGCACAGCUUACAGCAUGAGUUUGAUCAUACUGGUUCCGCUGCAGUGAUACAACAUCAUGACCAUCCCAAUGACUAUCAGGUUCCUGGAAAUAUGACAUCUCAGGCCGCUGAGGCGUUACGACAGCAGACGAUGCGGUUAGUGAAUAGCGGGCGGAUGGCAAGCGACUCGGACCUGCAUCAAGAAUUGCUCAAUGCGGCUUUUGGGAGUCCAGAUGAGAACCCAUUUAAUACUUGA